This is a messenger RNA of Clunio marinus, 2046 nucleotides long. The record is from the annotation of a GenBank genome assembly. NCBI's taxonomy places the organism in Eukaryota, Metazoa, Arthropoda, Insecta, Diptera, Chironomidae.
UGCAAUUUGAUGUGGCAAAGUUUUCAGAUAAAUUUUAAUUAUGUCGUGGAUAACAAAAGCAGAAAACUUGUUAAAUAAAAUAGAUCAGAGUGCGGCAAUAGUACUCCAAUCGAAAGAGGAAGUAAAUGUCCCAGUUGCACCUCCUAUAGUUGUGCCAGCUCCAAUACCAAAGACUCCAUCAGCCAAAAAUGUUAUGAUACUUUCUCGAUCGACUCCGAAAAAAGCUGCGAAAUCAUCAGAUGUAGAUGAAAAAUGGGAAACAAUGUCAGAAACUAAUGAAUCCAGAAAGAGUUCCAUCAGUUCCAAGCAUGACACUGUUAUUGAUCAGAAAUCAUUACAAAUGAAAGAAUCUUCCUCGAAUGUUUCCUUAAAUAGCUUCAGUGUUGAGAAAGAACUAACAGCAAACAAAAUUCUUGUAGCUGAAUUGAGAUCUGAAAACAACGAAUUGAAAGGUGAACUUGAAGCUUUGAUGGAACAAAUCAAGGUAAAUGGAAACUCACAGAAAAUUCAGGAGCUGGAAGAUCUCUGUGCAAGUCUUGUAGAAGAAAAAAAGGAAUUGACAAAUAUAUCCCAAUCAUUAGAAAAUUCCAGUAGCAAAUACGUGAAAACGAUUUCUGAGCUUGAAACUGCAGUAAUGAAAUUACAACAAAACGAAAACGAUUUAAAGCAUAAACUUGAUUACGCAAAGAAUGAAACGAGAGACAUCACAAACGAAUUACAACAAUAUCGUCUUCGAGCACAAAACCAACUUCAACUUAAAGAAAAAAUGAUUGAACAGUUAAAAUUUUCGGGUGAUGAAAAAGUUGUGAAUGGAAAUGAAACUGGUGAAUUGACUCUUCAAGUACAACUAGAAGAAUUGAAAUCUGAACGAGAUCAUCUUCAAUCUGAAGUGGAAUUAUUGACAAAAAGAUUUGAUGAAUCACGGAAUUUCAUUGAGAAAAUGGAGCAUAAGCAUCGAAUGAUGCAAGCAGACGCUGAGGAUAAACUUUCUACUUUGGAAAAUUCCAUAUCUCAACUAAACUUGAAAUGUUCACAUUACGAAGAAGAAAUUCAAUUUCAAAAGCAAGAAAUCGCUCGAGUGAGAGAAGAAAUGUUGAAUCAGAAAACUGUGAUGACUACGAAGCUUCAUGAUAAAGAAAAUGAAUUGAGACGAAUGAAAAAUUCAGUUCGAGAAUCACAAGUUCAAAUAGAAAUUGAAAAUCGAAUGCAAUCUUUGACCCAAUCACUUCUCUCAAAGCAAAAUAAUUUAGAGAACGUCACAGCUGAAAGAAAUGGAUUAAAACUUCAAUUUGAAAAAUUAUCACAUCAGCAUGAAGCAUUACUUUUGCAAAUGCGUCAAGAACGUCCACAAAUUAUUCAUAUAAAUGAAACGGAUGAUGCAAAAUCUCAAGUUCCUAACUUCAUGAUGGUAAAUCCAUUCGACUCGAGAAUGUCUCGAAGAGUCAAACGAGCUUAUUCAAAUCUAGAUCAGCUAGGAGUUCGGCUAGGAGUAUUUUUAAGACGUUAUCCGCUUGCAAGAAUUUCGUCCAUUUUCUACGUGGCUUUGCUACAUAUAUUCGUUGUUUUUGUUUUACUAUCAUCGACACCUUCUCAAUAAAUGUAAACGUCAUAAAGCCAUUGUAGAUUUCUUCAGAAACGUUUUUAUUUAAACAUAAAAUUUUAUUCAUUUUAAAAAUAUAUUCAAAAAUUAAACGAAAGCUAGUGAAUAAAUUGUUUCAUCGCUAAGUCAACUUGAAGUUGAAUUAAUGAAAUAUUCUCGUCAAAUAUUUCUUUUGAUAAUAGAAUGCGCUUCUGUUCUAGAAGAGAGUUUUCUUUCAUGUACUGUUCCACUAAUCUUCCAUAUUCGGGAUCAUCAACAUUGACAGAAGUCACGACUUCAUUUUGAGGUUCCUCUGAAUUUAUGAGACGUUUUAAACGAACACAUUCAGCACGUUCAACACUUAUUCGUGCUUGCAGUUGUUGUUUCCAAUUCAUUAGUUCUUGAUUCUCGAGUUGAAGUCGAAUGAGAUUCAAAUAUUCAGGAUGAUCUUUGUGAAGCGUCAUGAA